CCUCCCGAGGGGUGGGUCCGCAGCGGCGAAUUGCGCUGCCUAAAAUUCCCCUUCCCCUUCCGGCUUCCGCUUCCAAGGGGCGCGAGGGCACUGUGGGCGCCAGGCAAAUUCGGAUACAAUUAAUUGGUCGCAUCCCUGCGUUUCCUCUCUUUCCUUUGCGAUCUCUUUUUAGAUGCCGGCCCCCUCACUCUGCCACCAGAGGGAAGCGAAGCGAUGGCCGAGAAGCAGCUGAUCGUGGCCGUGGAAGGCACGGCUGCCCUAGGCCCCUACUGGUCGAUCAUACUCUCCGAUUACCUCGACAAGAUCAUCAGGUGCUUUUAUGGUAACGAGUUGACUGGACAGAAGCUUUCUGGGGCACAUCCAGAGUUUGCGUUGGUUGUCUUCAAUACUCAUGGACCUCACAGUUCUUUCAUUGUGCACCAUAGUGGUUGGACAAAAGAUUUGGAUGUUUUCUUUCAGUGGUUAUCAGGAAUACCAUUUAGUGGUGGUGGUUUUAGUGAAGCUGCAAUUGCUGAAGGUCUUGCUGAAGCAUUGAUGAUGUUCCCAUUUACUCCAAAUGUAAGCCAGAGUCAUCAAAACCUUGAAGCACAAAAGCAUUGCAUCCUUGUUGCUGCUAGCAACCCCUAUCCUCUGCCUACUCCAGUAUAUCGUCCUGCUAUCCAGAGUUUAGAGCACCCUGAGAAUGCUGAAGCACAGACAGAAGCAGGCCUUGCUGAUGCCGAGACUGUUGCAAAAUCAUUUGGACAGUGCUGUGUGUCAUUGUCGGUAAUUUCUCCUAAACAUCUUCCGAAACUGAGAUCAAUAUAUAAUGCGGGAAAACGAAACCCUCGAGCUGCUGAUCCAGCUGUGGAUCAUGUUAAAAAUCCUCAGUUCCUCGUUUUGCUUUCGGAGAGUUUUAUGGAGGCUCGGGCUGCUCUAAGCCGCCCUUUAAUUGGAAGUUUAACCUCCAAUCAAGGUGUUGUAAAGUUGGAUGGGGCUUCUGCUGCUCCUAUUCCUGGACCUUCAACUAAUAACCCUGCAGUGAAUGGAUCAAUGAUCAAUCGCCCACCAGUAACUGUUGGAAACAUCCCAACUGCAACUGUUAAAAUGGAGCCAACUACUGUGUCCUCUAUGGUAUCUGGACCUGCCUUUCCCCAUAUGCAAUCAAUUUCUAAUGUUGCCACUCAGGGAGUGGGAAACUUGCAAAAUUCUGCCCCAUCUCCCACUUCACAGGAGAUGGGUGCAAAUAGUGAUGGUGUGCAGGAAAUUAAACCUUUAAUAAAUCCUAUUUCACAGUCACUACGUCCUGUUGGUCCAACACCGGCAAAUGUUAGCAUUUUAAACAAUCUUUCUCAACACCGCCAAAUGAUGACCUCUGCCUCUAUAGCAGGAGCAAGUUCUAUAGGACUUCAAACAAUGGGUGCGACACCUAUGGCAAUGCAUAUGUCAAAUAUGAUAUCUACCGGAAUGGUAUCAUCUGCAAUGUCAGGGAUUACAUCAGUAGCUGGAUCAGGGCCAUUGAUGGCUACUGCACAAGUUGCACAAAAUUCAGCCCUUGGUUCAUUUGCAUCUGCCACAUCCAAUAUGUCAGGAAAUUCAAAUAUUGGCAUUUCACCUGCUUUGGCUAAUCUACAAGGCAACAUUGGUAUGGGCACAUCAGUACCUGGUGUGGGACAAGGAAAUCUAGCAUCAAGUACGCAAAUUGGGCAAGGAGGGAUUAGCAUGAACCAGAACACAAUGAACAAUCUUGGGCCCACCGGUAUCUCCUCUGGACCUGGGACAAUGAUUCCUACACCAGGAAUGUCUCAGCAAGCAGGUUUACAUUCUCUUGGGGUGACCAAUAAUUCUACGAUGAACAUGCCUGUGUCACAACAUCCUUCUAAUGUUCAACAAGCUCAGUCCAAGUAUGUCAAAAUUUGGGAGGGAUCUUUGUCUGGACAGAGGCAAGGACAACCAGUAUUCAUUUGUAAACUUGAAGGUUACAGGAAUGCAUCAGCAUCAGAAACGCUUGCAGCUGAUUGGCCACAAACAAUGCAAAUUGUUCGUCUCAUAGCCCAAGAGCAUAUGAGUAACAAACAAUAUGGUGGCAAAGUAGAUUAUUUGGUAUUUCGGACACUAAAUCAGCAUGGAUUCCUUGGGCAGCUGCAAGAAAAAAAGCUUUGUGCAGUCAUCCAGCUGCCUUCACAAACCUUGCUUCUGUCAGUCUCGGACAAAGCUGGCCGCUUGAUCGGAGUGCUCUUUCCUGGGGAUAUGGUUGUGUUCAAACCACAGGUGCCUAGCCAGCAGCAGCAGCAGCUGCUGCUGCAACAGCAGCAACUUCAGCCACAAGCACAAUCGCAUCAGCAUCUCCAGCAGCAGAAGCUUCAACAGCAGCAGCUUCAACAACAGGCGCAUCCACAUCAGCAUCUGCAAGCGCAGCAGCUACAACAGCAGGCACAACCGCAGCAGCAGCAGAUGGUCGGAUCGGGAAUGGGCCAGUCGCAGCAGCAGAUGGUCGGAUCGGGAAUGGGCCAGCAGCAGAUGGUCGGACAGCAGCAGCAGAUGGUUGGAUCGGGAUUGGGUCAGACAUUCGUCCCCGGCCACAGCAGGUCUCAAAUCAUGACUCAAGGGAAGAUGCCCACACAAGGGCCAGGCAACAUGUCCGGAGGGGGUUUCCUACCUUAGCAAUGCACGGGAAGGAAAGAAAUUACUGGUGUGGAUAGGACGGGGGUGUUUAUAGGCUUGUAGUGUUAGGUAGGGGUGUUUAUAUGUUUGUAUCAAAGCUUAUCUGUCUAUUCCUGUUGCUGUGGGUAUCCCUUUCUGCCAAUAGGUUCCAUAAACUUGAUUGUGAAUGCAAGAUAUUAGACUUUUCCACGCUUCUUUUAUCUAGUUUAGUUAAAGCUAUUGGAAGUUAUUUUCCUCCCUUCUACGAGGACUGCAUGGUCUAUGUAUUGAAUGGGCGAACUCUGCACUAAACUAUGGUUGUAUAGCUAGUGCUUCAUUUCCUUGCA
Messenger RNA from Phoenix dactylifera (date palm), 2969 nucleotides. It is a transcript of the gene PFT1, whose product is annotated as phytochrome and flowering time regulatory protein (PFT1). Gene Ontology annotation, biological process: positive regulation of transcription by RNA polymerase II. Lineage: Eukaryota; Viridiplantae; Streptophyta; Magnoliopsida; Arecales; Arecaceae. Gene Ontology annotation, cellular component: mediator complex; transcription regulator complex. The record is from RefSeq and is a predicted model, not a curated record.